Molecule: messenger RNA, 3909 nt
Organism: Calidris pugnax (ruff)
Lineage: Eukaryota; Metazoa; Chordata; Aves; Charadriiformes; Scolopacidae
Gene: HIBCH
Product: 3-hydroxyisobutyryl-CoA hydrolase
Exons: 14
Coding region: 16-1329 (437 amino acids)
Biological process (GO): L-valine catabolic process
Cellular component (GO): mitochondrion
Molecular function (GO): 3-hydroxyisobutyryl-CoA hydrolase activity
Source: RefSeq, a predicted model, not a curated record
CAAUACCCCACCGAAAUGCGGUCCGCGGCCCUGAAGGCCAAUUUGGCAACAGGGCUUCUUUCUCCACCGUGGGCGGCAACCACCACCCUGGUUUGUGCUAUUGCCACAUUAAGGCAUCCCUUGCUUCACCCACAAAGAGGAACGGCCUCGACCCUCAUGUCCUCACCACUGAUCCCGGGCCGGGGAGCAGCCCAAAUCCUCUCAAGGCUGAAGCCAUUCAACAGACUGCAAGUAAUAUUACAACAUUUGAAGAUGUCUAAACAUACAGAUUCGACAGCUGAAGUGUUGUUGGAAAAGAGAGGAGGUGCAGGAAUAAUAACUUUGAAUAGGCCCAAGGCUCUCAAUGCACUAAAUCUUUCUAUGAUCCGACAAAUUUAUCCACAAAUAAAGACUUGGGAGAAAGAUCCUGAAACUUUUCUAAUAAUUAUAAAGGGAACUGGAGGAAAAGCUUUUUGUGCCGGGGGUGACAUCAGAGCCAUCACAGAUGCAGGGAAAGUUGGAGAUCGACUGGCACAAGAUUUCUUCAGAGAAGAAUAUAUGCUGAACAAUGCAAUUGGCACUUGCAAGAAGCCGUAUGUGGCACUUAUUGAUGGUAUUACAAUGGGAGGGGGAGUUGGCCUCUCAGUCCAUGGACAUUUCCGAGUUGCUACAGAGAAGACACUUUUUGCAAUGCCAGAAACAGCAAUAGGCCUUUUUCCUGAUGUAGGUGGAGGAUAUUUCUUGCCAAGACUAUCAGGAAAGAUUGGCUAUUACCUUGCACUAACAGGAUUUAGGCUGAAAGGAGGAGAUGUACUAAAAGCUGGCAUCGCUACACAUUUUGUAGAAUCUGAAAAGCUACCUGCCUUAGAGAAAGACCUGAUAGCACUGAAAUCUCCUUCAACAGAAAACAUUUCAGACUUAUUGAACUCUUACCACGCGAAGAGCAAAAUUGAUCAAGAAAAGUUUGUACUUGAUGAACACAUGGAGAAGAUUAACAGUCUUUUUUCAGCAACUAGUAUGGAAGAAAUUGUUAAAAAUUUAAAGCAAGAUGGUUCUCCUUUUGCCACUAAGCAGCUAGAGACUAUUAAUAAGAUGUCACCUACAUCCUUAAAGAUGACUCUCAGACAGCUCAGAGAAGGAGCUUCCAUGAGCUUACAAGAUGUACUCACAAUGGAAUACAGACUGAGCCAAGCAUGCAUGAAAGGCCAUGACUUCUAUGAAGGGGUUCGAGCAGUGCUGAUUGACAAAGACCAGUCCCCCAGAUGGAAGCCAGCUGCUUUAGAAGAAGUCAGUGAUGAGUUUGUGAAUGAUUGUUUUAAGCCACUGGGAAACAACGAUCUCAAGUUGUAAAGAUCAAGCCUAUCGACAUCUUAUACAUCUGCUUAAUUCUCUGAUAUAAAAGUUAAUAGUGCUAUAAUGGAGUUUGACAAGACUCUUUAGCUAGCCUGAGCUUUGUAAGUCUAUUUUUUUUGCAUUUGUGAACAUUCUCUUUAAUUAUGCUGCUGUAACACUGGUUAAUAAGGGGAAAAAUUACUUCAAGGCAAAUUGUUAUUUUUACCACUUUACACAAUGAUUAAUAUUUAAUUUUUUUAGCUCUUGGUUUAGGAGGAGCCUUUGGGGGAGACAGUAUAGUUAAGGGCUGACCUAAUAAGCAAGAAGUCAGGAGACCUUUGUCUGUCUGUGAUCCGUUAAAUUGGGAUGGUGCCUUAGAUUCCUUUUUAAACAAAUAUACUUAAAGCUUUAAAAUGGUUGGAACUACAAAGGAAAAUGCAAGACAUGCUGAGUCCAUGGUGUUAAGUAGUCUUUUCAAUAAAAGGUCAGACUGACACAUUAUUGGUCUGAGAGCAAGAAAUGGUUCUAUUGAUUUAAGAGUUGGUGGGUAUUCAGUCGUGCUACCUGAUGUAGACAUUGUUUCAAAUGUCAACAUAUUGCCCCAGCCUAGAGCACGCUUCUGUUUGCUUGUAAACCCAGUUUUUUGUGAUUUCAAAAACUGAUCUUGCAGUGGUGAAGACAUAACUGUCUCAGACCUUCGCCUGAACACUAAACAGCACGUUUCCUGUUCAUGUUAAUGAUUGUCUAAUGAUUUUAGUGGCAGAGCUCAGCCUCGUGCUACCAGCGGCUGCAGCUUUAUCUGCACCAACAGGCCUGGGUUCCCGCUUUCUUGUGCCCACGAACAUCCUUCUGGUGGGUGGCAAAUCCGGGAAAAGGAGGGGGAACACAGCAAUAUGUACUGAAGAUAACAAAUAGGGGAAAACAUGAAGUAUCUGCUGCUACACGGAUCGUAAACCUUUUUAACACAACAUAUCCUAAAAAAUGUAUUUGCUGGGAUCAAAAUUUAAAUGUGCAUCAAAAACCCCUCGUCAGAUAUGCAUUAAAGGUUGCUGGGUUCUGAUACUAGUAAUACUUGCCAGAGCCCCUUGAUAAAAGUAAAAUCUUUUGGGGGGGUUUGGGGUGUAAAAUUAAUUUUUCUAUUGUGUAUGCAACACAUAGCUACUAAGCUUUCUUCAGCAUUAAGACUGCCUGCUUUUUUUAUGGUUAAUCAAAUCAUAUAUCACUAUCUCUUCCUACUUGUUUCUACGGUUAUAGGCACGUCACAAAUACAAAUUUUGGGUUCUCUGAAGAUGAACCACUGAGACUAAAGGAAGAAAACUUUUGUUCAGAUAAGGUAGUCAGUAAUCAGCACCGGGGAAUCAAAAAGUCAGAGCUACAGCAGAAUCAUUACGGAGUUUUCAACGUUGGGCAGCUUUUAUUACCGACAGUAAUGGUCUGCACUGGCUUAAGGCUCUUUUCUUCCUAGAAGCUGUUGCCUGGAAACAAAGUCCAGGAAAUACAGGCAUCAAGGUGAACUACUAGAGUGACUUUCAAAGAAUUAGAGGUGAGCAAAAUGGAGAGCAAAACCAAGAAAUAGGGCACCUUGCUUGGUCACUAGAAUCUUUAAUAUAAAAUUGUUAAAAUUUAAGCUGCCAGUUAAUGUUACCAUGUACAUAUUUGUCAUGAGACAGUCAAAAGCAGUCGAGAGAUUUCAUUAAUAUCUCUAGGGUAACUUCUGAAAAUUACUUGAAUUUCUACCUCAUCCUGGUUUUGUAAGGAAUGUAAACCUUCCCCCCCUUAUUUUUCAAAAUGUUUAUAUGUUUUAGGUUUUUAAACAAAAGGAGCAAUCUUCAGCAACAUAUUUAAUGAGAAAGACAGUAAUCCCCAGGGAGUAGGGAUCACACCUUCUCGUAUAAAAAGGCCUCAAAACAUUUUAGCAAGAGUUUACUUCUGAAUCAAUAAACUGACUUGCACGGUCACUUGCUUCCAAAAUGUAUGUGGACGGGAAUUACCCCAAACUCAUGGUAACAAGCCCCUGUCCAAUCUGUGCAUUUUAUCAAAUGAGAGUCUACAAGCAAAUGGUAAGUUUCAUUUUAUUUGGUCCACAAGAAAGUAUUUUCCACAAAAAUAUUGUAAAAAUAUAUUGUAAUGUGUUUUAUUUGGGAAUACUGAUGUGUCUUACUACAGAAAUGUCACUUUUACAAAGUUGUGCUGCAGUUAAUGUGUUUUGAACCAUUAUGAGAAUAUCAAGUCAGUCACGUAGUACCCACUCAGACUAUACUUAAUGUUUCCUGGAGAAAAUAUAAAGCAAAUGUAUUUUUAACUCCUAAAUAGAAGUAAAUGUUUUUGCAGAGUAUGCCAGUCCCAUACUGGAGUGCCUUUAUUACAGAAAAUCAAGUCAGAGAAUCAGUGGCAACUUAGCUGGAAAGCCACUAUAAGUGGCUUUAUAAGACUAUAGCACAGUUUAGAGUAAUCUAAUGAUAAAUAACCAGAUGUCAUUUUAUUUUGGUAAAGAAGUCUUUAUAUUUAUUAUUAUGAUGUAUUACUGUUGUGCCUAUUAAAAAUACAGCAGAACUCUGGAAUGAGAUCUCCUUUGAUCUCUCACCAGGUUGUACUAUC